This is a messenger RNA of Notothenia coriiceps (black rockcod), 2170 nucleotides long. Its product is annotated as methylmalonate-semialdehyde dehydrogenase [acylating], mitochondrial-like. Gene Ontology annotation, biological process: L-valine catabolic process; thymine catabolic process. The record is from RefSeq and is a predicted model, not a curated record. The coding region runs from base 1 to 1515 and encodes 504 amino acids. NCBI's taxonomy places the organism in Eukaryota, Metazoa, Chordata, Actinopteri, Perciformes, Nototheniidae. Gene Ontology annotation, molecular function: methylmalonate-semialdehyde dehydrogenase (acylating, NAD+) activity. The transcript is spliced from 14 exons. Gene Ontology annotation, cellular component: mitochondrion.
AUGUGUUACUCCUCAGUGCCCACCACCAAGCUGCUCAUUGAUGGCAAGUUCAUUGAGUCCAAAACCUCUGAAUGGCUCGACAUUCACAACCCUGCCACUAAUGAGGUGGUGGGUCGCGUUCCCAAAGCCACCCAGGAGGAGAUGCUGGCAGCUGUGGACUCGUGCUCCAGAGCCUACAGACCCUGGUCAGAUACCUCCAUCCUCAGCAGGCAACAGAUCUUCCUGCGCUACCAGCAGCUCAUCAAGGAUAACAUCAAAGAGCUGGCUAAAUUGAUCACCUUGGAGCAGGGCAAAACCCUGGCCGAUGCAGAGGGAGAUGUAUAUAGAGGACUCCAGGUUGUUGAGUAUGCCUGCAGCAUUCCCUCCCUCAUGCUGGGCGAGACGUUACCCUCCAUCUCCAAAGACAUGGACACCUUCACCUACCGCCUGCCAAUCGGAGUGUGCGCCGGCAUCGCUCCGUUUAACUUCCCCGCUAUGAUUCCUCUGUGGAUGUUCCCCAUCGGCAUGGUCUGCGGCAACACCUACCUGAUGAAGCCCUCUGAACGCGUCCCAGGGUGCACUAUGCUCCUGGCAAAACUGCUCCAAGACGCCGGAGCGCCAGAUGGUACCCUGAACAUCAUCCACGGCCAGCACGCAGCGGUGAACUUCAUCUGUGACCACCCGGCCAUCAAAGCCAUCAGCUUUGUGGGCUCCAACCCGGCCGGAGAGCACAUCUACGAUCGGGGAUCCAAGAACGGCAAGAGAGUGCAGUCCAACAUGGGUGCCAAGAACCAUGGUGUGGUGAUGCCCGAUGCCAACAAAGAGAACACCAUCAACCAGCUGGUGGGGGCUGCAUUCGGAGCAGCUGGCCAGCGCUGUAUGGCUCUCUCCACCGCAAUCUUUGUAGGAGAGUCUCGCGACUGGCUCCCAGAGCUGGUGGAGCGCUCCAAAUCCCUGCGCGUCAACGCAGGUGAUCAGCCUGGAGCCGAUGUGGGUCCCCUGAUCUCUCCUGAAGCCAAAGUCAGGGUGGAGUCUUUGAUCCAGAGCGGGGUGGAUGAGGGAGCUAAGCUGCUGCUGGACGGGAGGAACACCAACGUCAAGGGAUACGAAAAUGGGAACUUUGUGGGACCCACCAUCCUGAGCGGUGUUUCGCCGGCCAUGAAGUGCUACACAGAGGAGAUCUUCGGACCGGUGCUUGUUGUCCUGGAGGCGGACACCCUUGACGAAGCGAUUACUUUAAUCAACAAUAAUCCCUACGGAAACGGCACCGCCAUCUUCACCACCAACGGAGCCACAGCGCGCAAAUACACACACGAGGUGGACGUUGGCCAGAUUGGUGUGAACGUGCCCAUCCCUGUCCCCCUGCCCAUGUUCUCUUUCACUGGCUCCAGAGGCUCAUUCAGAGGGGACACUAACUUCUAUGGCAAGCAGGGCAUGUCGUUCUACACUCAGAUCAAGACUGUGACGUCACAGUGGAAGGCUGAAGACGCCACUGUGACGAGCCCAGCUGUUACCAUGCCAACCAUGGGACGCUAAGAUGGCAGCACAUCUGGCAUAACCUUCAGUGACUUCUCAAACGCCUUGACAAGAAGCUUGUGGCGGGGAUUGGGAAAAAAAAGUAUUGCAUGUCCUUUUUUGAGAAAUGUUCACUGGGGAUUUUUAGUUGGUGAUUGUUUUAACUUUUGACAUUGGGGACAAUGUUGUUGCACAAACACACAAAUGCAAAUUACACCUCGUAGGCAGAAUAUGAGCUGCACUAAUGCAAUGAAUCGUGCUGUGAGUCUCUUCAUGGGUUUGUCAAUGUUCUAUCAUGGGAGUACGUACUCUGGUGUCAUAUUUCUUAAAACCUACAGUAGAAAUGAAAAGGAUCAAGCGUUCUUCCUUUAAACAGUCUGCAAAUGUCUUCCACCAUUAUCCUCUGGUUGUUUUAGCUUGUUCUGUUUAUCAGAGCGUUAUGUAGAUACUUGAAAAGUAGGUUAAGGUCAAGCCAUUGAUACACUAGAACGAGAUCUCUGUAAAACUGAAAUAAUGGUUGUAGUUCUUGUCCCUCUAAAUGUGUAUCCUACUGUCCAGUAUAGGCACUAACGUGUGUUUUCUGUCUGUUGGCUAGAGAUUCAUGAUUUUGUACUCUAUUGUCAAAGUCAUAUUUUUGAAAGGUAUACAAAAUAAAAAUGUAAGUGUUUUACAAUUA